Nothobranchius furzeri (turquoise killifish) is the source of this 5157-nucleotide messenger RNA. The record is from RefSeq and is a predicted model, not a curated record. NCBI's taxonomy places the organism in Eukaryota, Metazoa, Chordata, Actinopteri, Cyprinodontiformes, Nothobranchiidae.
UCCAGCAAACAUAUGUGCUGUGCUUCCAUUAAAAAAUAAAUCAGUGUUUGGACUUCUUCUGUGUUUGCAAAUCAGUUUGUGCGUCAUGACAUCAAAUGCUGUCACGUUUAGGAGAGGAGGUUGGACCCAGGAUGCAGAAGUACCCAGAACGAGUCAAAGGCUGGAGAGGUUUUAAGAAAAACAAUUCCUUUAUUUAAGGAGGAUGUGCCGAAAAGUCCAAAGCACCAAAGAAGACUAACACUCAAAAACUUGAAAACUCAAAAUUAACAAGCUCACACAUGAGCAUGGACUCAGAGACUCGAGAGGGGAAUGAACAACGCAACACAUACAACAAUGACCCAACCAACACUGAAGGACAAGACAGACUUUUAACACAGAGGAAAGCAAUCAGGGGAACAGGUGACAGGUGAAAUCAAUUAACUACAUGGGAAGGGAAAACCAAGCAGAGGGGAAGAUAACAUAACCUAUAAAAACACUAAAUAACUAAACCUAGAAACUAGAAACUAAGGGCAAAGAUAAACAACUAAUGACAAGAGUAGAAAGGGAGACUAACACGUGGGGAAGGACACAAACACUAAAGGGAACUAAUAAAAUGAAAAGCUGAACCUGUAGAAAAAAACUACAGAGGGGUGACUAGGGGAGACCUGAGAAGCUGGGAAACACCAGGAGGCACAUGAGGAGAACGCAGAGGACAAACAGGAGGGGCUGGGGACACAGAACGUGACAAAUGCAUGAAUUAUUCACUCAACGUCAUUUACUGGACAGACGAUUGGUAAUGGGAAAAAAUUAUCCAAAUCGCCCUGCCCUACUCCUGACCUAGAGUCUUUUAUUGAGAUGCUGUGGAUUAAAGUUUUUUUUUCUUUACAAUUUUAUUGAGUUUAGCUGAAUUUGAUCUCUUUUUUUUAUCUGCAAACAAGCUAGGUUUUGAAUACAAACACAGUCAUGGAACACUCACCUCUCCCCAUCGGCUUCCCUGUUUUGCUGGAACCGGGAACCUGCAUUGCCAGUGGAAACAGUGUUUUUGUUUUUGGGACUCUUGUAGUUUGCUCUAAAGUUGAAGUGGUAGCAGUAACCUGUUUCUGCUUCUCUGAUAUUACUGAGCAGAGAGCCUCUCACACCAGUGGUGUUUUGUUUAUUUUUUGCAAAAUAUGCACGUGCAUAACGAAUGGAGGACCCAGGAAAGUGACUGUCUGAGCAAGACAACUGGAUGGUUCAUUGAUUGUUUUAGGUCAGAAAUGUGUUAUUGGCAGAGAUUUCUUGACAAAUGUGAAAGAACCACUUUUUCAUUUUUUUUAAAUCUCCAUAAUAUAUUUAUAGCUUUACUAUAUUAGAACAUUGUUAAGAGGCAUGAAAAAAAUAUUUUAAGCUAAUUUCUUUUCCAAAUUCAUAAAAAAUUUGGAAAACAAAAUUAACUUCAAACAUUUAAACUACAUAAAUGGUGACACAAAUGGGAAAUAAGCAGCAAAAACAGUUGGAUUAAGAUAAAUUCAAGAAAGAAAGAAUCUCUGUAACAGUACAUUACAAAUGAGAAAAUGUUUCUAUUGUUAUAAAUCGUGAAGUAUUUAAUUUUUGAUACACUAAGGCCUAAGAAAACUGAACAACUCAGUCUUGAUUGCGCUGGCAUCAGUGCUGAAUGACAUAUAACAGAAAGCGUCAUCAGUAGUGGGACUCUGCGAUGUCACCAUGUGCGAAGAAAUGGGUCAGACAGAGAAGCCACUCACUUUAGACAAUGAGUUCCUAGUGUCCAUUGUUCUAAAAGCCAUUAUUCUUAUGCAUUAAUAACACAUUUUUCUUUCUCCACAUCCUUGUAAUAAUGGCUGUCAAGUUUUUGUUCUUGAAAGCUUUAAUAUUUGUGGGUGUUUAAGCAUGGGACUGGGGUCUUGGACACUUGGACACUGAUUCUGGGGCAAGAAGAGAAAACCCAAGUCAGCUAAUUUAAUCUCAUCACAGCAGAAUCUAAACUCCCGCUCAACCAUGGCAGACCACAAAGACAACAUAGAUGACUUUAAAGUCCAGACUGCCAAGCACAGCAACAACAACCCAGCCCCUUUACGGCUGUACAGCGAACAUGCUAAAGACCGCACGUCCAAACAGCUGUCAUCCGACUCCAACGGCACCAGUGAAGGAGGCAUGGGCACCUCCACGCCAGUGGAGCUAACCGAUUUGGAAGAGUCAUUCAGACGCUUCGCCAUCCAUGGAGACACGCGCUCUACUGGCAAGGAGAUGCAUGGCAAGAACUGGUCCAAGCUCUGCAAGGACUGUGGUGUGAUUGAUGGAAAGAACAUUACCCUCACUGACGUGGACAUCAUCUUCAGCAAAGUCAAGAAGAAAUCCUGUCGCACCAUCACGUAUGAUGAAUUUAGAGCAGCACUGGGAGAGUUGGCUAGGAAGAAAUAUAAAGACAAGACUGGAGAGGAAGCCGAAGCAGAGGUCUUCAAGCUGAUCGAAGGCAAGGCACCGGUUAUUGCAGGAGUCACAAGAGCUGUUGCCUCUCCGACGGUGAGCCGUCUCACAGACACCAGCAAGUUUACAGGCUCACACAAGGAACGCUUUGACGAAACUGGCCGCGGGAAGGGGAAGGCCGGCCGAGUGGACGUAGUGGACACAUCAGGCUAUGUCUCAGGAUACAAACAUAGAGGGACGUAUGAAAAGAAGGUGAAUAAGCCCAGUGAGGGUAGACCCAUGUAAAGGAAAACAUUCUAUCACGUUAUUUGUAUUUUUAUUAAAUGAGUACUAAGAUCAAAAUUUUUGCAACUUCCCUUCCCAAUGUGAGUGUGAGUGUAUGUGUGUAAGUUUUUGUAAGAAAGGUGUCUUUGAGUUUGUCUUGGUAAGAGAAGUGGAAAACAGUUUAUCUGUUUUUACAAAGUCAUCAUUAGCUGGUACAUUCCUGUCUGAUUGCAAGGGACUGUCAAACAUCUUUUAAAUCGCUCACAGAUUCACUAGUAUGGAAGCCCUGAAAAACCAACAAAAAUUCUGAAGAUAUAUCUAAAAGUAAAUGUAAGGUUUUGGCCCAGACAGAGCCUCUGCCUUGUCACUCACUCAGGAUGUUACCAGAUGUUUGUCAACAGAAGAAAAAACAAGAGUCCAGGAUGUUGCAGAGCUCUGACUUUUUAUCCUUUUUUUUUGAAUGCAAACAAUCCAUGACAUUGGGGCAUGGAUUCCCCUUAACAAGCAAUCAACCAACAAAAACAACAGUGCCAAAUCCACCCUAUUAAAGCUAACUUAGAACCAGCCAUUAUGACAUUGGCAGGGGAAACAAAUAACUUGAAAUCCUACAAUCAAUAAAGUACAUCUCAACAAAAUAUUUCAAACAAUCUAUUUACAUAUUUACCUCCUACCUUAACUCAAAAGAACAAAAACCACAACAACUACACUUAAACAAACACAAGAUCCCCCCCAGUAGAGCUGAUUAAGCACACCAGGAACUGAUCAUGGCUGCCUAUGGGCGCGCUUCCAUGGCAACUCUUAAACAAAUGACCUCAGAAGGAAAGGAGUGAUGAACACCAAUAAAUCAACUUAACUUAAAGUAAUUUAUAGAUUACCAAGCUUAUUUGACCUAAAACACACACAGAAAUACAGGAGUGAACAGAAACAAGAGACAUAACUAUUAGUGAGGAGAUAAAUCCCUCACAUAACACUAAACUGUUUUAAAACUUUGAGCUAUUCCUUCAAAAGUGGGUUUAAGCGACCAUGUGAGUAGAAAUUCUACCAACUUCACCCUGAACAGCAAUAUGUGGCCCUCUGCUGACCAGAAACCGCACUGAACAAUUUUGUUCUGUGAGUAGGUGCCCUAUAGGGGGGGCUUUUAUGUGUUUUACGGCUGUUAGCUGUUAAACUAUAAAUUAGCAUUUUCAGUUUGCAGACCAUCAAUAAAAAGCACAAGAAGUAAAGGUUUAUUUCUGUUGGCAUCAUGGCGGAGCCUGGAAGUAAAAGUAAGUGAGUUAGUCUUUAGAGGUGAAGCAAAGCGCUAAACCAAAGUGAACAUCGGCAUGGCCUACACUCUAGCUUGAAGGAGCUAAAGGAGGCUACAAAAUCAUAGGCUUAUGGUGGCAUGGCUUUGUUACAACUGGACUUGUAAUAAUGUUUUAUUUUCAUCGGUGUGGAUCUUUUUACUUUAUGGCAAAUUUUAAUAUUAGUUGGCUCAUGUUAGAGUUAGCUUGUUUAUGACUUGUUUGUUUACGUCAGUUGUGAUUCCACUUUUGAUCAGUAUGGCAGAUGAGCAGAAAACUGCUUAAUGUAAUUUUAAAUCAUUUUUGAGGUUGAAAGAAAAAAAAAUCUAAAGACUUCAAAUGGGGAGCCUAUGUCUUCCUCCCUUUUAGGUUGGUUCAUGGGUCCCCAGAAGAACGACAAAUAAAUGCAAGUAAAUGGGGCUAAAAGAGCUAUUUUCCAAUCCACUUUGUCUAAAGCCAGGGGUGCCCAAUCCCGGACCUGGAGGGCCGGUAUCAAGCAGGUUUUAGUUUUAACUCAUUAACUGCCAUUGACGACAAAAGUCGUCAUUUUAAAUCCAACUGUUCACUGCAAAUGACAACUUUACUGUGUGGGCAUCAGAACGAGCCCCCCGCACAGUGAGAACAAACAUCCCAGCUCUAAAGCCGAUCUUCAUCUGCAUAUUGUGAAAGAACGGAUAACGCUGUACACCUCAGACUUCCAGUACAAAUCAGAGACCUGUCAUCUACAGAAAUACUCAGAUGACUCUGCAGUUGUCAGGUGUGUCAGAGAUGGACAGGAAGCUGAGUACAGAGAGCUGGUGGAGCGCUUUGUGGCAUGGUGUGGAAACAAUCAUCUGACCUUGAACGUGAACAAAACAAAGGAGAUGAUUUUAGACUUCAGAAGAAACAGGGUGGAGUCAAACACUGUUUCCAUCAUGGGAGAAGAAGUGGAGGUGGUUGAGGAAUACAAAUACCUUGGAGUUCACCUGGACAACAGACUGGACUGGAGAAAGAACAGCGAAGCCGUUUACAAGAAGGGACACAGCAGACUGCACUUCUUGAGGAUGCUUAGGUCCUUCAGUGUCUGUAGCAAGAUGCUGCAGAUCUUCUACAAGUCUGUUGUUGAGAGUGUAAUCUCUUCAGCCAUCGUCUGUUGGGGUAGCAGCAUCAGAAGCAGGGACCUGAAAAGGCUCAACAGCCUAAUAAAAAAGGCUGGUUCUGUUCUGGG